This is a messenger RNA of Nicotiana tabacum (common tobacco), 1617 nucleotides long. RefSeq lists its product as uncharacterized. The record is from RefSeq and is a predicted model, not a curated record. Lineage: Eukaryota; Viridiplantae; Streptophyta; Magnoliopsida; Solanales; Solanaceae. Gene Ontology annotation, cellular component: mitochondrial outer membrane. Gene Ontology annotation, molecular function: ATP binding; ATP hydrolysis activity.
UUGGCGGUUCGGACAGGUUUUUUUUAUUGGGCAAACCCAAAAGGCUUUACCCCAUCGAAACGCCAUUGUAUUUCUGUGAAUCAAAUUGAGAAACCUCUGACGUUAAGAUGAGGCGUGGUUCAUCGGAGACGAAGUUGUUGCAAGAAUUGCUUCUGUACGCGGCGAGCGCUGCUCUGAGCAGCCUUGUUUUGUUUGUGGGCCUCCGACAACUUGACCCGAACAGACAUGCCUCCAAGAAGGCUCUUGAGCACAAGAAGGAAAUUGCUAAGCGCCUUGGUCGACCUCUUGUUCAAACCAAUUCCUAUGAGGAUAUAAUAGCCUGUGAUGUGAUUAACCCUGAUCAUAUAGAUGUGAAAUUUGAUUCAAUUGGUGGAUUGGAAUCUAUUAAGCAAGCUCUGUAUGAAUUGGUAAUACUUCCCUUGAGGAGGCCUGAACUCUUUUCUGGGAAACUUCUGGGUCCUCAAAAAGGAGUGUUGCUCUAUGGACCGCCUGGCACUGGAAAGACCAUGCUUGCCAAAGCAAUUGCUAAAGAGUCAGGUGCUGUUUUUAUUAAUGUGAAAAUAUCGAAUCUGAUGAGCAAAUGGUUUGGUGAUGCCCAAAAGCUGGUUUCCGCUUUGUUUAGUUUGGCGUAUAAGCUGCAGCCAGCAAUCAUAUUCAUUGACGAAGUGGAUAGCUUUUUGGGUCAGCGCAAGGCUACUGACAAUGAGGCAUUAACAAACAUGAAAACUGAAUUCAUGGCUUUAUGGGAUGGUUUUACCACAGAUCAUAAUGCCCGGGUUAUGGUACUUGCUGCUACUAAUCGGCCAUCUGAGCUUGAUGAAGCAAUUCUUCGACGCCUUCCUCAGGCCUUUGAGAUCGGUAUGCCUGACUGCAAAGAGAGAGCUGAGAUUUUGAAGGUUAUCCUGAGGGGCGAGAAGGUACAAGAUAACAUUGACUAUGAACGCAUUGCUGGAUUGUGUGAUGGAUACACUGGUUCAGAUCUUCUUGAGCUCUGUAAAAAAGCUGCCUACUUCCCCAUCCGGGACCUGCUUGAUGAUGAGAAGAGUGGAAAGCAAUCUGCGGAGCCAAGGCCGCUGUCAGAACCGGAUUUGGAGAGGGUUUUAGCAACAUCGAAAAAGACAACUGUUGCUGCAAGUGAAUACAGCAGAUUAAGUUCACUGUCAGCAAGAUGGUCAGGGCAUGCAGAUUCAGAUGAUUACCCUGUCCAAGAAGCAAUUAACGAGCUUUCGAAGCUUGUGAUUACCCAAAUUUUGAAUCUCCGGUCAGAUAACCGGGAUUCUUAAUUGGCCACAGGAACUCCUAUAAAGUAUCAGCCUGUAAAUUGCAGCUUCGACAGGAAAACUAUUUACUCGCAGCAGGAUGGUCAAGGCAUGUGGAUUCUGAUUACCCUGUCCGAGCUGCAAUUGACGAGCUAUCUAAGGUAGUCGUUUCCCAGAUUUUGAUUCUUCAGUUAGAUAACUAGUAUUCUUAAUUGGCUAUAGUGAUCCCUAUAAAGUAUCAGUCUGUAAAAUUUGAUUCUUUCUCGGCGGAAGUAGAUGCCACACAAUUCUUUUUGACAACUGUAGUUUUGCUGUCAGCUUAUAAAAGUAUCGCAUAUUCUGGAGUAGCAUUGCCUGA